AAGAGAACUCCUGGACGUCUUCCAGGCUGCUUCUUAGGAGGCAUUAUUGCCCAAGGCUACUCCACGGUUUAGAGCAACCUAAGGAGGCAGCUCCUGCCUGGGCCAUGGCCAAGGUUGAGGCAGCACAGGUCUUCCUAACAUUUGAGGAUGUGGCCAUCACUUUCUCUCAGGAAGAGUGGGGGAUGUUGGCUGCUUGGCAACAGAAAUUGUACUGGGAUGUGAUGAAAGAGAACUAUGAGUCCUUGAGUUCUUUGAGUGCUGCAGGCAGGUUGGGAGCCCUGCCAGACUUAUUCUGGACACUGGGACAGGUCUUUGAAACCUGGGAAGAUCAGCAGAACUCAUUGAGGAGAGAUAACUCAGAAAGCUCCUUCUUGGGUGUUGAGGCCAGUAAACCUUCCAGGACAGAAAGUCCUGAGAAACAGCAGUUCAGGGAAGAUUUUCUAGGGGAACAAGGUGAAACAGAUCCUCAAACCCCCAGCCCCAAAAUGUCUCCAGAAACAGAUCUCCUGUCUCUUGGACAGAUGGAUAGUUUGGUGAGGACUGAGCCCAGUGACAACAGGAGAGAUAAUGGAGCUUUCCACAGCCUUUCUCCAGGUGAGAGAGCUCUCAUGGAGAAGAUACAAAACCAGGAGUUAGUUUCUGAGAAUGAGCUUUCUCUGAAACCUCACCAUUGCCCUGAGUGUGGAAAGCACUUCAAGAGACGCCAUGAGCUUAAAGUACACAAGCGUGUCCACACCAGGGAACGGCCUUUCCCCUGCCCAGAGUGUGGGAAAUGCUUCCGGCAAAAGUCAGCCUUGAUGACCCAUCAGUUGGUGCAUAGCAAAGAGCGCCCCUUCCCUUGCCCUGAGUGUGGGCGCUGCUUUGCCCAGAAGCAGUAUGUGAGGAAACACCAGUGGGUGCAUAGAAAUGAGCGCCCCUUCCCCUGCCCUGAUUGUGGGCGCUGUUUUACCCAGAAACAAUACCUCAAGAAGCACCAGCAUUUGCACAGCGGGGAGCGUCCCUUCACCUGCUCAGAAUGUGGACGUUCCUUUUCUCAAAAGCAAGACCUCAAGAAACACCAGCAUGUACACAGUGGUGAGCGCCCUUUCCCUUGCCCUGAGUGUGGCCGUCAGUUUGCCCAAAAGCAGGAUCUGAAAAGGCACCAACGUGUGCAUAGUGGUGAGCGGCCAUACCCUUGUCCUGAAUGUGGGCAUCACUUUUCCCAAAAGCAGGACUUGAAGAAGCACCAGCGUGUGCACACUGGUGAGCACCCCUUCCUUUGCUCUCAGUGUGGGCAUCACUUUGCCCAAAAACAGGGCUUGAAGAAGCACCAGCGUGUGCACCAGAAAGCACAGGCUGGCAAACGGCCCUUCCUAUGCCCUGAUUGUGGGCGUCCCUUCGCCCGGAUGUAUUACCUAAACAAGCACCAAAACAACAUUCACAACAGUGAGAAUUCUUUCGCUUGCCCUGGCUGGGAUCAGCCAUUCAGCAGCAUGGCCAGUACUUCCAUCAGCUUUGAAUUGAUCAAGCUCGGACCACUGGACUGGUGAGCAGAGGUCUUCCAUUGAUGCCCUUUCCAAAUUGCCCUGAAGAAAAAUGCCAUGCUCUAGAACCAUCCUGUAUCUAUCUCUUCACAGAUUCCCAUUUAUCUGCCCAAUGGCCUAAUCUCUCAUGGUCCUAGCUGGAAAAGAUUGGUUAAGGAUAUUUCCAUACUGGAGAGUGUUCAGCAAAGGAUGACCAGGACAUUGAGGGAAUUAGUCACUUCCCCAUAUGAUAAGAAGAUAAGGCUGAUUAACAUGGAUGUUUAGUCUGAAGAAGAGAAGAUUUAAAGGAGACCUAAAAGUUACUGUCAAAUGUUUGAAGUGCUAUAAUGCAGAAGAGGGAUUAGACUUUGCUUUGUUCCAGAGAACAAAGCUAUGAACAAUCAUUUGGAGGGAAACAGAUUGGGUUCGGUAUAAAGCAAGAAUUUUCUGUGAGAGCUCUUCCCAAAGUGGGUUAGGCUGUCUCAGGAGAUAAUAGUUGCCCCCUUUUGGGGUUGUCUUCAGGCAGAAUCUUGAUUAUUUAUAGGGGAUGUUGUAGAGAGGAUUCCUAUUUGGGUUGAACCUGGAACCUGGUGUCUUCUCGGAUGACUUUCAAAAGUGAGAUUCUGUGAUUCUGUUUACUAUUCCAGCUGAGGUCUUAUAGACUGAUAAUGGUUUAAUUAAAUAAUAUUUUUUCAUCUGAACAAGAAUCUUCCAUACCUUAUCUCAAGGGUUGGAAAUCUUUCAUAAAACUUUACAAAUCUUCAUCUAUUCAUUCCCUGAUGGAGGAAAGGUGGAGUGUUCCAGAGGUGGUGGUUGCUACCAGCAGGUUCUCAGUUCCUCUAAGUAGUCAGUCUGGCCAGGUUGGGGUUUGUUAUAUGAAAAGGAAGGCUUUUCUUUUGUUUAGCUUGCUUUUUAGAUGCAAUGGUCUUGUUAGUACACACCUUAGAAGUAAUUAAUGACCAACUUAGAGUAAACAUCUGGGAAAAGUAGCCAACUUUAAGGAAAAAAAGGGAGAAGAAGGCCCAGGGGGGAAAUGUACCUACCUAACAAUUUUCAUGGAUCUGGCUCUAACCAUAUUCCUCAAUAUCAUUUAGUAUGGCACUUCAGUUUGACUACCAUUGAUUGCUGACCUUGGCCUUCAGCCAAAAAGUGAUUCCCCAAAAAGUGAAAGCCCAAGGAUUUCAAAGUUCCAAGGCCUUUAGGGAAAGCAUUUUGGGAUGUCAUGAUCAUAUGAGCUUAUGGAUCCAUAAAAAAAUACCAGUUGGUGCUCAACAGUUCCAUCAAAGGACAAUGUGUGCAUUAUUUCCUUGAGGAUUAAAUUGAACGGCUUACCAGUUAUCAUCAUGUUCUUCAUGGGAAACUUCUAAAGCAAGUUGAGGAAAUCUAUACUGAGUAAUACAGCCAAUUCUCAAUUAAUUAUAUUUAAAUUAUUUCAUUGAAUAAACUAGGGGGAAGGGAAGCAAGGCAGCUUUUAUAUAGCAUCUACUAUGUACCAGGCACUUUACAAAUAUGAACUCAUUUGAUCCUCAUGACAACCCUGGAAAGUAGGUGCUAUUAUCAUCCUCAUUUUCCAGUUGAGAAGUAGAGGUAAGUAGAGGUUAAGACUUGCCUAGGAGGGGUAGCUAGGUGGCUCAGUGGAUAGAGAACUAGGUCUAGAGGUCCUGGGUUCAAAUGUGGCCUCAGAUACUUUCUAGUUAUGUGACCCUUGGUAAAUCACUUAAUCCUAAUUCCCUCGCUCUUACCAUUCUUUUGCCUUGAAAUUGAUACUUAAUAUCUAUUUUAAGGUGGAAGGUAAGGGUUCAAAAAAAAUAAAAAACAGCAACAACAACAAUAAAAACUUGUCCAAGAUCACACAGCUAGUGGCUGAGGAUAGGUUUAAACUGUGGUCUUCUCAACUAGACACAAAACCAUAUCUACUUCACCACCUAGCUGCUUUAGCAUUCAGCAAAGAUUUAUUGAAUGUUAAUAUUGUGAAAAUUAUAGUGCCUUGCAUAUAGUAACCUAAGUGAUUAAUUGCAUUGAAAAUUGUUUAAACUCAGACUGAAUUUCUCUAGGUCUCUCACCAUUUGUGAACCACCUUCUACCAUUUUGUGGACUGUUUUUAUGGAAUGCCUACUUCAUAUUUGCAAAGGAAAAGUUUUCUUUGACUUGAUGCCCAAGACAAGGAAGUAAGAGGCCUGAAAUGUAGAAAGGGAGUAUCAGAGAAAACUCAGAACUUUAAAAAAGAUGCAUACUUUAAAAGUUUUAUCAUUUGGAUGAAAGAAUCAUACCUAAGGAAGCCAGCAGAAUUGCCACAGGUAGGCCAGAGGGAAAACAAAUUUAGGAAACAGAUAAAAAAUUGGGAAAACAUGACAGAUAUUUCACUACUUAGUGAAAUAAGCUCCAACUUAGUAGGGCAUUAUUUGACUUCUCUAUAUUAACUAAAAAAAAAAAAUAAACCUGUAAGAUAUAGUGGUAGAAAAGUCAAGUAGUCAACCUUAGUCAUUGACCAUUUUCCCUGAUAACUGUAUUGUCAAAUAUUCAUUGCAUAUCAGCAUGUUGGUAUAGAUUUCUGAAAUAAAGUAUGGCAGGUGACUUGAGGAAUGAUCUACCAGAAAAAAGUUUGUUAUUAGAAAGUUUUGGUUUUUUUCAAACACUUGGAAUAAAACUGGGGUUUUGAAAAAGUUCUCUGGCAUACCCUUUUAUAUUAAUGGAAAUUGUAUUUUCCAAAAUAAAACUUAUAGUGCCAGGAGAAUAUUAGAAACAGCCUGUAUUCUUUUGCCUGCUAUAGAAGCUUGCCGUUCUCUAAUAGUUUUCUAUGUCAUCUUACCAAUAUCCCCACAAGAUUUAAUGUCCCUUGCUGCCUGUGAGAGAGGGUAACAGUUAGGUAAGGGGUGGAGAGGCAGCUGGGACACAAAUUCCUGAAGAUUUCACAGUUGAUUCCUGAACACCCAGCAUGAAGGUAGAUUGGGGAAAUUGGGAUUGUGACUAGGCAGCCUUUCUUCCUUUGGUGAAUAAUAGUAGCAUACCACGAGAGAGGCAUUAUAGGGUCAUGGAUGGUGCUGUGGGUGGGCACUCAGAAUCGGAGCUAUGGAUUGAGUUUCUGGAUCACUGGAUUGUAGUCUCUAAAUCGCCUUUGGGAUUGCUCUGGAUUCUUCUUGGACAAAAUGGAACAUGACAGAGUGAAGUGAGCUAGCCUUGGAGUCAAGAAGACCUAUGUUUACAUCACCCCUGACACUCUUUAAAUUGCUUAGCUUCCUUCAUCUGAAAAAUGCAGAUAUCUGGAGCACUUGCUUGUAUAUAAAGAGCUUUGCCAAACUUUAGAGUGCUUUGUAAAUGUAUGUUGUUACUAUGCGCAUAUGACCUUGUCCAUGGGGAACCUGAUGUAUUGUAGGGGGUGGGAAAGUGUCCUGGGCCUCUCCUAUCCCUUUAAAUAAAAAAAAAAAAGAAAUA
Messenger RNA from Monodelphis domestica (gray short-tailed opossum), 4934 nucleotides. RefSeq lists its product as uncharacterized. Gene Ontology annotation, cellular component: nucleoplasm; nucleus. Gene Ontology annotation, molecular function: RNA polymerase II cis-regulatory region sequence-specific DNA binding; DNA-binding transcription repressor activity, RNA polymerase II-specific. Gene Ontology annotation, biological process: regulation of immune system process; regulation of cytokine production; negative regulation of transcription by RNA polymerase II. NCBI's taxonomy places the organism in Eukaryota, Metazoa, Chordata, Mammalia, Didelphimorphia, Didelphidae. The record is from RefSeq and is a predicted model, not a curated record.